UGGUGCAUGCCGGGAGUUUUUGCUCCAGUCAUGGCGUCCCGUGUCCUGUUGCGGUGUGUCCGCUCUCUCUCUCGGCCUUCGGUCGGGCUUUCCUCCGUUCCUCCGGCGCUUCGAGCGGCUGCCGCGCCACCAGCAGCCGCCCAUUGGACGCUGAGCUCGGCCGCAGAGGAACGGACGAGGCGGUGGUUUGGACGGAAGCCGAUCUCCUCAGUGGGUGUGUUGUGCCGACACUACGGCGACCUGCCCCCCCUCACUCUAGACUCCAUCCAAAAACGUGUCCUGUACGUCCUCAGGCUGUACGACAAGAUCAACCCAGAGAUGCUGCAGCUGACCUCACACUUUAUGAAAGAUCUGGGUCUGGACAGUUUGGAUCAGGUGGAGAUCAUCAUGGCCAUGGAGGAUGAGUUUGGCUUCGAGAUUCCAGAUGCAGAAGCGGAGAAGCUGAUGACUCCUGAUGAGAUCGUACAAUACAUUGCAGACAAGAAGGACGUGUAUGAAUAAUGUGUUGAUAAACCACACAGGUGCAUCUGUGAAGCAGACGGCCAACAGAC
Messenger RNA from Thalassophryne amazonica, 551 nucleotides. It is a transcript of the gene ndufab1b, whose product is annotated as NADH:ubiquinone oxidoreductase subunit AB1b. Gene Ontology annotation, cellular component: mitochondrion. NCBI's taxonomy places the organism in Eukaryota, Metazoa, Chordata, Actinopteri, Batrachoidiformes, Batrachoididae. The transcript is spliced from 5 exons. Gene Ontology annotation, biological process: fatty acid biosynthetic process. Gene Ontology annotation, molecular function: acyl binding; acyl carrier activity. The record is from RefSeq and is a predicted model, not a curated record. The coding region runs from base 7 to 501 and encodes 164 amino acids.